CACUUAUCAGUUUAAAUUGUUAUCUGUGUGAUGAGUCAGGUGGUGUACGUACAUAAAGCAAACAAGGCCGAUUUUGAUAUCAGUCGUUGAGAAACACAGCACGAAAUGGCAGGACAUUAUCCCGGUUAUGGACAUCCCCCACCUCAUGGCUACCCCCCAGGUCCUCCUGGUCAUCCCAAUUACAUGUACCCAGCUCCUGGGGUGAUGUUCUACCCCGUUAAUCCCGCAUAUUUCUACCCCCCACCACCUCCUCAAAACCCAGACGAAGUUAAAGUUGAAGAGCCCUCAGAAGAUUCAGGUCCUACUAUGCCUGGAGAGACUGUAGAGCUACCUUACCGUUCAUACCGAUGGGUUCCAGCUUGUUUAAGUCAGCGCAGCAUCCCAAUGGGUGCCUUGAGAGUGGGCACAGAUGUGGACGGUGAACCUAUCUACGCUGGCAGAGCACACCACGAGAGCAAUCUGUUACCAGCUAAAGUUAUUCCAUCGAAGAACGCCUGCUAUGUAUCAUACUCUGGAGAAGAAAUCCUAACUGACCAAUUUGAGGUGUUGGUCCCUGCAACAUUCGCGUGGCAGUUCGCGUCAGGAGGCAAUGUACCUCCUGGAGCUGUUGAUGCUGGUGUGACCCCUGAUGGAGAGAAACUAUACUACGGAAGGGUUACACACGAUGGAUGCACCACACCUGGCAAGAUACAACCGAGUCAUGGUGUAUGCUACUACCCCUUCGACGGUGAAGAAAGGAACUCUGCAGAAUAUGAAGUCCUUGUACUUAUGUAAUAUUUAUUACACUUGAUACUACGAAACACCAUUUAAUUACAAGGUUUCACUUAAUAUGUAAUUAGUAUGUAAUGUAUUUAUUUAUGAGGCAGAUAAGGAAAGCAGUAUUUUUAAUAAAUUCAAAAGACUAAAGAAAAUUGUUAUAUUAAUAAAUAUUUGAUUGAAUAUAA
Leptidea sinapis is the source of this 944-nucleotide messenger RNA. RefSeq lists its product as uncharacterized. The coding region runs from base 106 to 774 and encodes 222 amino acids. Lineage: Eukaryota; Metazoa; Arthropoda; Insecta; Lepidoptera; Pieridae. The transcript has 5 exons. The record is from RefSeq and is a predicted model, not a curated record.